AUGUCAAUCGAAAAUCUCAAGACCUACGACCCCUUCGCCGAAGCCGACGAGGACACUGGUGAAAAAACCAAGGCCGCCGACUACAUUCACAUACGCAUCCAACAGCGUAAUGGACGUAAGACCUUGACCACUGUUCAAGGCAUUCCGCCCAAGUUUUCCCGCAAGAAGAUCCUUGCCGUCGUCAAGAAGAAGUUUGGUAAGUUUUGCCCUCCGCCUUCCCCCAGACCCUGCAAUGGCACCAUCGUCACUGACGCCGAGAUGGGCGAGGUGAUUCAGCUCCAGGGUGACCAGCGUAAGGCAAUGCAGGAAUUCCUCACUGCCAAGGACGGUCUUGAGCUUGAUCCCAACACCAUCAAGAUCCACGGUUUCUAA
Phaeoacremonium minimum UCRPA7 is the source of this 372-nucleotide messenger RNA. Its product is annotated as putative translation initiation factor protein. The coding region runs from base 1 to 372 and encodes 123 amino acids. The record is from RefSeq and is a predicted model, not a curated record. Gene Ontology annotation, molecular function: RNA binding; ribosomal small subunit binding; translation initiation factor activity. Gene Ontology annotation, cellular component: eukaryotic 43S preinitiation complex. The transcript has 4 exons. Gene Ontology annotation, biological process: translational initiation. Lineage: Eukaryota; Fungi; Ascomycota; Sordariomycetes; Togniniales; Togniniaceae.